Molecule: messenger RNA, 3313 nt
Organism: Oenanthe melanoleuca
Lineage: Eukaryota; Metazoa; Chordata; Aves; Passeriformes; Muscicapidae
Gene: GPER1
Product: G protein-coupled estrogen receptor 1
Exons: 2
Coding region: 1126-2199 (357 amino acids)
Biological process (GO): G protein-coupled receptor signaling pathway
Cellular component (GO): membrane
Molecular function (GO): G protein-coupled receptor activity
Source: RefSeq, a predicted model, not a curated record
GGUAGGAAAACUGGAAUUUAUCUUAUCUGUUUAGCAAAUGACCCUUCUCAGAUGCUUGAUAUCUUCCAUCAAAUAUUUCCCUUUAGAUUGCCCAGAGGCUUUUAAAAACUAGCACAAAUAACAGGAAAAACUGCUUUAUAUCUGUGUAAAAUAUGCUUAAUUGCAAUUUGCAAAUAAAUCUCUUAAUUAUUGUUCAGCCAAGCUCUAGAUUUGAACGGAAUAUAAAACUUUAAAAAAACACCAGAUGCAAAAGGACGCUGCAAUCAACAUUAGGCAAAAUAAGACUGACAAAUAUGAAAGAAAAGACGUUUGAGUAGUUCUAGUAAAAAAGAAACCAGCAGAAACAGGGUUAAUUCUAGCCUUAUAAGGCUGUUCAGCAGCACUUCAACUGCACACAAAUUAGAACAACCCUGGGAAUCUAUAAAGCUUGUUUUAUUGCCAAGGACAUGCAGCAAGAUCUGCAUUUUGCUCUUGUAAACUAUUCUUUAUUUAAUAAGUCUUAAAGCAGAACAGACUUUUAUAUGAUUUUUGUUUUUACUGCUGAAUCAUCAACAGGUGGCAUCCACUGCAGCUCUGCACACCUAAAUGCAAGUUUUUACCGAGAGGACAGUGGAAGUUGGCACAUCCAUUACGUGUGCGCCCAGCAAGGAGCAGCCUGCUGCUGCCUGCAGGAAAAUCAGCUCGGGAGAAAUGGAAUUAAGGUCCAAGGAUGUGCAUUGAUUAUUAAAAGAAAACAAAUGGAGCUAAAAUUCCACUGCCUUCCAACUUGCAUGAAGAAACACUAUUGCUGAAAAGCUUUUAUUAAAGAGAUCCAAGUACCACCAUGGUAAAAAGAUUCCUACAUGAUCUUAAGGCAUACAGGAACUGCAAAUUCUCUCAUUUAAAAUGUAUAUAGUAUCCUGUAAAACAAAUUAAGGCAUUCACUAUUUCUAGUAUUAUAUUACAGUCAGUUUUAAAUCUAAUUAAUCUGACUUUUAAUGCAUUUUAAUUUCCUGUUUAAAAGUCUGUAUCUUUUUCAAGUCCAAUCAAAAAUGCUUACUAGGAAUUCAGUUGCAAACAACCAAAAAUCUGAUUUUUUUGGUAUUGCCACCAAACUGUAAUAUCUUUUCUGCAGAUUUUUUAACCAUGGAAACUUAUUCUGCCUCAGUAUCACCUGUUAUAUGUAACAGCACAGCUUUUAACCUGAAUGGAUCCCAUUUGUGUAACGAAAGCAUAUCCUCUAGACUAGCUGAUAAAUCAGAACACCAACAAUAUGUUAUUGGCCUUUUCUUAUCAUGUCUUUACACAAUAUUCCUUUUUCCUAUCGGUUUUGUGGGAAACAUUCUGAUACUGGUUGUCAACAUUAGCUUUCGGGAAAAAAUGACAAUCCCAGACCUUUACUUCAUAAACCUGGCAGUGGCCGAUCUCAUUCUAGUGGCCGAUUCUCUCAUUGAGGUGUUUAAUCUCGACGAGAAGUAUUACGAUAUCACCAUCAUCUGUACCUUUAUGUCUUUGUUCCUUCAGAUCAACAUGUAUAGCAGCAUUUUCUUUCUGACAUGGAUGAGUUUUGACAGAUACCUAGCACUGGCCAAAGUAAUGAGGUCCAACCUAUUUCGCACUAUGCAGCACGCCAGACUGAGCUGCGGGCUCAUAUGGAUGGCAUCCAUUUCGGCAGCUCUAGUCCCAUUUACGGCCGUGCACUUACAGCACACCGGAGAGGUCUAUUUCUGUUUUGCAGAUGUAAAAGAAAUCCAGUGGCUAGAGAUAACCCUGGGGUUCAUUAUCCCCUUUGUGAUCAUCGGUCUUUGUUACUCAUUAAUUGUCCGAGUGCUCGUAAGAGCGCACAAGCACAGGAGUCUGCGGCUGCGGCGACAGAAGGCUCUGCGCAUGAUUUUUGUUGUUGUCCUGGUUUUCUUUAUCUGCUGGCUCCCUGAAAACGUCUUCAUUAGCGUCCAGCUCCUCCAGAGGAAAAGCGAGCCUGUCUCUUCAAACAGCCCGUCCUUCAGGCACGAUUAUCCUUUAACAGGACAUAUUGUAAACCUAGCAGCUUUUUCUAAUAGCUGCUUGAACCCCUUGAUUUACAGUUUUCUGGGGGAAACCUUCAGAGACAAACUGCGACUGUACAUUGAACAGAAAACAAAAAUGUCAACGUUGCAUCGCUUCUGUCAGGCUGCCUUAACGUCUGUCAUUCCUGACAGUAAUGAGCAAUCAGAAGUCUGAUUUAGUGGCAUUGUAUCAAACAUAUGACUGUGAAGUUGUGCAAAUAGUGAACAAAAUGCUUGCUACUAACAGAAAAAAAGUGCAUUUGUGUGUGUGUAUAUAUAUAUAUAUUGUAUCACUCUAUUGAGUACUGAAGGUUUAUAUUCAAAAUGUUUUUAUGACAAGACUUCAAUGUAGAAGAAUAUGUUUUAGUCAGAUUUAUAUUUAAUUAUGAACAGGAUUAUUAAAAGCUGAGCACUGAAGAAGCUUUAUUUUGUAUUACACAUAUAUGAAUGACAAUAUAAGAGAAAAUUUUAUCAACUUAGGAAGACUGUAGAUGUAAUCUGAUUAUCAGAGAUGAUACUUUGCUGGUGUAUAUGAGGUACUUCCAAUGAAAUAAUGAAGCUUCCAUAACAGUGAGGAAAAAUCAUUACAACAUAUUGAUGUGGAGAUGCAGAAAACAUUGAUUUUUUUUUUCCACCCAAACAUGCUGAGAUGAAUGACUUUGCUUACAAGAACUACACGGUACUAUCGUCACUGUAUUCUAGCAUGUCUUCCAUGAUUAAGUUUUUAAUCUUAAUAUAAUCAAGCACAGUGAUGAGGUUUUGUCUCCUAAAUGUAAUCUACUGUUUACAUCAGUACUUGAUCAAAACCAAAAUCAUCUGUAACUAUAGUGCUCAUCUCAAAGAACUUCACAGAAGCAAAAUGCAGUGCUUCAUUCUGUCUCUUAAGGAUUGACCCAGAUGAUCUCUCUCAGAACAAACAUAAUUGGCCUUUUUGUCAAAAAUGCCAGUGUACACAUCAUGUGCAUUCACACCUGCCUCCAGAUUUGAGUGCACAUUGCACAAAAUCUCUUUACAUUCCAGAACAAAAUGCUGUGAUUUUUAAGGAAGCAUCACUUUCUGCAAAAGAUAUUGCAGAUAUUGUGCAGAUAUUGCUUAUGAAAGUGACAGAAACCUCCAUUUUUAGAAAGGAAGAACAUAUGUAAUGGAGAGUGUGAUUAGUGAUUAUCAGAUCUGAACUUUGUGUACCCCAUGCCACCUCCAGAAAGCCCCAGCCCUCCAAGACUGUAAGCAUUUCAGAUGCUUUGAUCAUUUGAAGAUUAAUUAUACUAAGCAAACAAAUGAUAGCACCA